UCUGUGUUAAACGGGCGCAUAUUUUCACUUUUGCUCUUGUGCUGUACCUCGGCGAAGAGCAACAAUAACACACGGAGGAUUAUGGAGCAAUAAAUGACAGUAAAUGUGUAUUGAUCGUUUGAGGCGGUCUUACUGUCCUUCAUAAAACCUCGGAGUGGAAUUGACGGCAAAAAUGGUGAUCAAAAAGAUCUACAUAAGCGUGGGCUACUCGUGUGUCGGGAUGUUGGUGGGAUUUUCGGCGUUUCUAGUGUGGAACAUCGCUUACAAACAGCCGUGGACCGCCGCGAUGGGUGGAUUAUCAGGUGUUAUGGCACUAUGGGCUCUGGUCACACAUAUAAUGUACCUUCAGGACUUCUGGAGAACAUGGUUAAAGGGACUGAAGUUCUUCCUGGUCAUCGGCGUCAUCUUCUCAGUGUUGUCCAUCGUGGCGUUCAUCUCUUUCCUCUGUGUCGCCAUCUCCCGCAAACAAUCUCUCAAAGAUCCCACCAGUCUGUACCUGUCAUGUGUGUGGAGCUUCAUGAGUUUAAAGUGGGCAUUUCUGCUGGCCCUAUAUUCUCAUCGAUAUCGCAAAGAAUUUGCAGACAUCGCCAUCCUCAGUGACUUUUAAAUAUACACACAAUAACACACUCGUGCCCACAGACGAACAAGUAAAUAAGUGUACAACAUGCUUGGCUGUUACCAUUUAAAAUGGACCAGGAACACUCAACGAGGAGAGUUUGUCUUUUUAGUAAAUCAAGACGUUAGUGUACCACUUCUCUCUCUUUCUGCUAUUGUCUGUCCUGGAUGAUUUUACAUUUUGGACUUUUUAAUAUCCAUGAUCAAAACUUUUGAAACCUUUUCACUUUUCAGUAUGUAUGGUUUAUACUUUGCAUUUCUGAAUGAGGUAUUAAGACGAGUCUUUUGUCUUUCUCCUUGCUGCUCUUCUCUUGAAUGUCUCACUAUGGGAUAAGUGACAGGUUUCUGUUAAGCUGGUGCGUUUUCUCCUGCUCUUGCACAGCAUUUAGGUAACUAUCUAUUGGUUUUUAAAAUAAGCACUUUAUUGUCUAUAAAAUGUGGUAUAACCAAUCACAAACCUUUUUCAUGUGGGAAUUUUUGAGGCUUUACUGGCAAGGGAUGUUAUGUGGAAAGCCUAAAUUCUCUUCUUGUUUGUACUUUGAUGACCCCAAAGCAUUAGAGAGCAACACAAUUGAAUGAUAUGAAUGAUUUGUGUAGCAUUUGUUUUUCACAAGACAAACAGGGUUAGAGAUUUUAAUGUCUGUCACCUGUUAGUGUUGGUUAGUAUUAUUUCUGCAUGCAUGUGUCUUAUAUUAAGUUGAGCCUUUUAUAUAUACACAAAAUAUUAUAAUACUGUUAGAACGUGAUUUUUGCUUUUGCCUCACAUAUCAGGCACAUUUGUGAACAUCUCCAUUAUAUUGUAUUAUGAAAUCAGUAACUUUAUGUAUUUGUCAGUGACCAAUUAAUAAAAUAACAUGAUACAUUA
This is a messenger RNA of Carassius auratus (goldfish), 1480 nucleotides long. Its product is annotated as heme transporter hrg1-A. Bases 173 to 607 code for a protein of 144 amino acids. NCBI's taxonomy places the organism in Eukaryota, Metazoa, Chordata, Actinopteri, Cypriniformes, Cyprinidae. The record is from RefSeq and is a predicted model, not a curated record. The transcript has 4 exons. Gene Ontology annotation, cellular component: lysosomal membrane; plasma membrane. Gene Ontology annotation, molecular function: heme binding; heme transmembrane transporter activity. Gene Ontology annotation, biological process: heme transport.